CUUAUGUUAGCAGUGGACGACUUCUUCCAUGUUGCAGUCAAGUCUUCCUCAGAGAGCUGUUUAACAUGAUAUCCUCCUCACACAGCCUCACAGAGAUUCAACAACGUAUAGAUGAAGUCAGGCGGUUUCUGUCUAUAACUCUGAGCAUCGCCAACGCUCACACUGUGGAGUUUUACACUCACGACGCGUGGAAACGGUUCGUGGCUGUGCCACCAGAGGAGGUCCUGUCAGCCGUUAGCUCCGGUGGUGACCAGCAGAGGGAGCCAGAGGUCAAAGGAAAAGAGCAGUCCAGGACCACAUUUGGGUUUUGCAGUGAUACAAAGCGGCUGGUUGAUACCCAUGAACUUUUGCAGGCAGCCAAGGCCCACUCACUUCCAGGCCUUGGAGUCUGCUGGAGCAGGGAUGAGCUACUGCAGGCCCUCAGAGAGAACAGGUCUGAGGCUGGCGCUCCACCAGCAGACAUAGGUGUUGAGCUGGAGCCAGAUGAGUUUAUGAACGCUAAGAAAUCUCAUGAGGUCCAGUCCAUGUCAGAGGUGGUGGCCUUUUUGGCCCAGCACUGUGGAGUCAAACAGGUGAUAGAUGUGGGCUCAGGUAAAGGCUACCUGAGUUCUUUCCUGUCUCUGCAGAAUGGUCUCCAGGUCUACGGCAUCGACUCCUCCAGCACGAACACCCAUGGAGCCCAGGAAAGGAACAGGAAGCUGAAGAAGUUCUCCAGGGCGUACCAGAAAUACUCCAAGGCGGUAAGGGCACAAGGAGAGGCCACACAUUCACCUCAGGAGGAGUUAGUAGAAAUAAAGUCUGGGCCAAAUGGAGACAGUGAUGUCUUAUGUGGUGCUGGAGAAGGACUUAUGUCCCAGGAGGAAGAGAAAGUGUUAACCACAUUAUCAGAUGUCAGCCCUGCAGCUGAAAGACCUUCAGGGCCAAAUCCAGAAACCGAGGAGCCCUUCUUUAGUGCUUUAUCAGUGGAUUUGAUACAGACUGCAUCCCCAAGAAUUCCCCCCAGCCAGCUAAGCACCGAGGAGAGGGAGCGGAGGAAGAGGGAGAACCUGGAGAGGAAAGCUCUGAACAGAACUGACGGCAGCAGCACCGUGUUUUCACCCCUCACGUCUUACGUUACUGCAGAAACGGAGCUCAGAGAGCUCAUCAACGAGUUAGAGGAUGCGGUCAUGGUCGGUCUGCACACGUGCGGCGACUUGGCUCCCAGCACCCUGAGGAUGUUUGUGGCCAAACCAGAGCUGGCUGCAGUCUGCAGCGUGGGCUGCUGCUAUCACCUGCUGUCUGAGGAGUUUUACCCAGCCGAACAGGAGUGUUUGCAGGGUGUGUGUGGUUUCCCUCUGAGUCAGUACCUCCGCGACCAGUCCUGGUUCUGCGGCAGAAACGCCAGGAUGUCUGCAUGUUUGGCACUCGAGAGAGUUUCACUUGGCCAAGGGAUUCAGAUGGAGUCUCUGUUCUACCGCGCAGUUCUUCAUGUUAUUCUGAGGGACCACUACAGCUCCUAUAAAAGUGAAAAGCGAGUUGGAAAUGUCUACUCCAAGGCUAAAUCGUUCGUGGACUACGUUCGGCGAGCCCUACGCAGACUGGAACUGGAUGAAUCAAAGCUUUCUGACGACAACAUCCAGAAUUACUAUGACACAUACAGACCACGAAUGAGUGAGAUGCAUGCCUUUAACAUGUUGAAGGUGACCCUGGCUCCCUGUAUUGAAGGUCUGAUUCUCCUGGAUCGCCUGUGCUAUCUGAAAGAACAGGAGAACGUAUCAGCCUCUGCUCUGGUGCAGCUCUUCGAUCCCCUGCUGUCACCGAGAUGUUACGCUGUCGUCGGACUGAAGAUGGGACCAGACCAGUGGCGAUGCCAGCUCAGUGUUUAUGGUGGAAUGGAACACACAACAGGAGAGAAGUGAGUUUGUUGAAACAGGUGAACUGUGCAAGAUUUAUUCAAUAUGCCUUACUGUGUGAUCCCACCACAAGAUGGCCUGUAGUUUUAGCUCAUGUCUGAGAGCAGAUGGGAAUGAUUGAAUCUGGGAUACAGUGAUGUGCGACUUACCGACUUAAACCACCUCUGUUGUAGUUGCUGAUACAGUAGGUGUCUCCAGGACCACAUUGUGCCAUGAUGACACUUCUCUCUCACACACACGCACACACAUACAUACACACACGCACGCACACAUAGUCACUAGGUGAAAACAAUACCGGCCAUGCUGUCGCAGCUGGUAAAUAUUUUUUCGGUGCUCAGGCCUUGACUUUGUGCUCUUCUCAGAGCUCAGCUCAUGAAAACACAUGCUUAAAACACCUGGAAAAACUGUCAGUUGUGUUUGAUUGAAUUAUAUCCAUCUCUGCCUUUUGUCUUUAUGUUUGAGUGACCCUUGAGAAAACACUUCUUUUUAAGAACCAUCCAGGGAGUCAGGGGCAUUGUGGGAUUUAGGGAGACUUGGAUCACCUCUGUUGACAGGUCUGGAAAGUCCAUUUCAAACCAGAGGCAGCAGAAGGCGCCCUUUUUAAUCUUUACGUCUGUUUGGCUCUGUCCUUGGUCAUUUAAUAAAUCAUGUUCUUUUUACAUGCUUGAAAACAAAGGUUAGAGUUUUGAGUGCGUACAUUAGUUAUGGUUGUGAGAAUUACACUAAAACAACAGACAGACAAUGUAAGGUGGUAAAUGGAGCAUUUCAGGGACCAAUAGCAUUAAAUUAUGUUUCAGCAGCGAUGGGCUAGGUUGGUACUUCUGCAGCUGUCACAGGGGUAUGUGGAAAGACCAUCUAAUUUAAAAAUAAUGAAACAGUUGAAACCAAUUAGAUAUAUAUAGUUGAAAUAGAUCCCUUGCUAAACUAAAAGAUAAAUUAUAGCCAGAUGUAUCUAUCUAAAGGAGAAAUGUUAGGUAAAAGUAGUUGGUAAAUGGUUGAAAUGGUAUGAGUGCAAACUUUAUUCUGUUAUAGUCAGUAAUGGACAUGGCAGCUGUGCAUGUUAAGAGUUUUAAUUUAA
Messenger RNA from Toxotes jaculatrix (banded archerfish), 2970 nucleotides. It is a transcript of the gene mettl25, whose product is annotated as methyltransferase like 25. The transcript has 13 exons. The coding region runs from base 66 to 1898 and encodes 610 amino acids. The record is from RefSeq and is a predicted model, not a curated record. Lineage: Eukaryota; Metazoa; Chordata; Actinopteri; Toxotidae.